Molecule: messenger RNA, 1456 nt
Organism: Gadus morhua (Atlantic cod)
Lineage: Eukaryota; Metazoa; Chordata; Actinopteri; Gadiformes; Gadidae
Exons: 6
Coding region: 16-702 (228 amino acids)
Source: RefSeq, a predicted model, not a curated record
AGAUCCAGAAGAGUCAUGGCUGCUGUGUUCGCUGUCCUUCUGUUGGGGCUGCUGGCCCCCGCCACCGCCGCCGCUGACCCCGCCGCCGCCGCCCCGCCCGCCCCCAGCUGUGAUGAUGUCAUCACCCCGCUCCGCAGGGACCAAGCAGACAAGGCGUUGGGCUCCUGGGUUCUGGUGGGUACCGUGACAGAUGAGAAGAAAGGCCUGCUGCCUCAGAUCUCCAGCUCCCUCAUGGAGCUCUCGCUGUCAGAGCACAACAUCUCCUUCACCUACAUCGAGAGGAACAAGUUCGUGGAUACGUCGUGUCUCUGGCUCCACGUCGUCGGCGACAUUACGGACGACGCCAACCUCACUGUGAGCCUCCACACUAUGGUGCUUGAGCAGGGGGGGACCACCACUCGGGAGGUCUUCGGACACAUCACUCUGUUCCAGAGCUGUCCUUCCUGCCCUGAGGACCGGCUCACCUCCCACUACAGCGGCAUGCACGACCCCGCAGACAGCAACUCCACCAACGUCCAGUUCAUAAUGAACUACAGGAGGGUGGGGGAGCACCAGGACCUGGAGGCUCUGAAGGAGGUUCCUCUGAGUACCAUACAGCAGGCCGCGUGCCUCAACAUGACCGAAAUCACCGGGGAGUACACCUACGACGGAGUCUCAGAGCCGUGUCCCAGGAAGGUGCUGGUUCUGAAACCAGAGGAAUAAACCGAUCACUGAAGAUCUAUUCUCUGCUCCGAAAUAUACCAGAAAUAAGAUCUCUAAUCAAAGUGAUGUUUUCUCUUCUUCUUGAGCCCAGAACUGAUUCUUGUUGUGUAUUGAUGACUGUUGAACUUCUGUGUUUUCCUGCGUUUUAGUGACAUCACAAGUGGGUGUUUCCACCUAGAUGUAUGCCAGAUAGAUCAACAGCAUUUGCUACGGUCCACUGGGUAGGCUGCUAGACUGACAGCAGCAUGAAUCUAGAUGGACACGCCCACUUGUGAUGUCACUACGGCUCAGCUUCACACCUGGUGGUAAUAUAGGAGCCCUUAAACUGUCAGCUAGCCGUCUGCGUGCUAGCCUCAAAGCAUCUUGAUUAAGUGUGUAAGAUUGUUAGCAUGUAAGCUAGCCAGUAAGCUACCUCGUCUUCCAGAAAGAUCCAAUGGAAGACGAGGGAGGAGAGGCGGAGGUCUGGUUGGAAGAGUGUCUAAUCAGAGGGGAGCUCUGAUUGGACGAGGAGGUCUGAUUGGACAAAGAGAAGUUGGAGGAGGGGAGGUAUGAUUGGAACAGGGGUAGGGGAUGUCUGAUUGGACAAGGAGGAGGAGGAUAGGUCUGAUUGGACGAGGCGGAGUGUUAUCCUGGUAUGCUAGGUCCUCAGUCCAAAUGUUUUUUAGGGUCUAUUGAUGACUGAUACUAGUUUCAUAUCUCUGAUAAUCAUCAGGCCCCUGUAAACCAAGGACUGUAAAUAAACUGUAUAAAUACA